AGACAUUAAGGAAGACAAAUCUAACAAGCAACUAAGUUCAUUUUUAUCUUCCAAUUUCAGUUAUGACUUCAAAACCUACCAGUGCUAUCUCAGGACAAGUCAGUAAUAUGAGAGAAGAUUCAAAAGCAGAAAUAAAAAGUGACACUACAGAAGCAAGGAAAACUAUUCCAAAACAAGAAAUUGAUUUGAGAAUUCAAGUAGUCUCAUCACCAUGCAGUCAAAUUUGUCCUAAAUAUCAGCAUAAGAAAGAAUUAAGUGGCCUUGCUGAGACCUAUGAAAAGAAACAAAAUCAGAAAACUGGAAUGAAAGUUGAAGAGCUUCCCAUGAAAACUCUGAGUGAAAAAGAAAAGAGAAAAAAAGCAGACAGAAAGAAAUAUACUAAGAACAGGAACAAGGAAAAGAAGGUGGAGAAUGGCCAAUCAAGGAAAGAAAAUAAGGAAAAAAGGGAACAAAAGAUAGGCAUGAAGAAGAUGGAAGACAAAGACAAGGGGUUUAAAUACAAGAAGGGAUAUGAAGAUACCAAAGACAAGGACACAAAAGAAAGUGAAGACAAGAAAGGAGAUGAAGAUAAGGAUAAGAAAGGAUAUGAGAACAAGGACAGCAAGGACAAGGAGGGAGACAAAGACAUGGAGGACCAGGACAAGAAGAAGGAUGAGGACAAUAUGGGACAGAAAGAUGAGGACAUGACGGAGGGUAAAAACAAGAAGGGAGAAGACAAAGAGGGAGAUGAAGACAAGGAGGAAAAUAAAAAGAAGGACAAGGACAAGAAGAGGUAUGAAGACAAGGAGCAACAAGACAACAAGGACAAGGACAUGAAGGAAGAUACAGACAAGAAGGGAGAACAUAAGGAGAGAGAAGACAAAGAUGAAGACAAUGAGGACAAAGAGAACAAGAAGAAUGAGGACAAGGAUAAAGAAGGUGAAGACAAGGAGGACAAGGAUGAGGAUGAGGACAAGGACAGGCAGGGACAUGAAGACAAGGAGCAGGAAAAAGGCAUGGAUGACAAGGACGUGAAGGGAGAUAAAGACAAGGACGAGAAGGGAGAACAUAAGGAGAGAGAAGAAGACAACGAUGGAGAUGAAGACAAGGAGGACCAAGAGAAUAAGAAGAAUGAGAACAAGGAAAAGGGAGAUGAAGACAAGGAGGGCAAGAACCAGAAGGAGGAUGAGGAUGAGGUUAGGAAGGGACAGGAAGACAAAGAGAACAAGGAGGUUGAGGAUAAGGAUAAGGAAAAUGAAAACAAGGACAAGAAUGAGGAUAAGGACGAGGUUAGAAAGGGACAGGAAGACAAGGAGAGCAAAGAGGAUGCAGACAAGGAUAAGGGUGAUGAAGACAAGAGAGAAGAUGAUACGGAGAACAAGGACACAAAGGAAGAUAAAGACAAGGACAAGAAAGAAGAUGACAAGGAGGGAGAUGAAGACAAGUAGGAAAAGGCAAGAAGGAAGAUGAAUACAAGAAGGGAGUUGAAGGAGAACAAAAGUAUGAAAGGAAUCUAUGAAAAAAAUGGGUGAAAUAAUAGUGGGUAAAUAGGACAUGAAGGAAAUAGACCAGAAAGAUGCUGGGAAGAGAAUGAGCCAGUGAUAA
This is a messenger RNA of Oryctolagus cuniculus (rabbit), 1584 nucleotides long. NCBI's taxonomy places the organism in Eukaryota, Metazoa, Chordata, Mammalia, Lagomorpha, Leporidae. The record is from RefSeq and is a predicted model, not a curated record.